AGCGAGUGCCGCUGUUAGUUGCUGAAUCACUGUUUAUCGCCGAGACAUGUGACAUGCCUCAGUCUUUACAAGUUCAGGCGUCGCGGCAACCGCGGCCGCCAAACUUGUGCCCCGCCGCUAAGUCGCCUGGCCGCGGGCCAGUCUUCGAUGUGCUCCCGAGCGCUGCGGAGGCGCUAUGGCGGGAUCCUUUCGAAGAGCAUGCGAAGAGCACAGUGCGAAGUGGGAACCGAGGCGCAGGCACAUGCCACCGCACAGACGCGACGCGGCGUGCUUCUUUGCCUUUUCCUGCCACGCCUGCCGGCCACCCGGUCACAGCCGAGCGCAAGCCGGAGUCUGAGCGCAAGCACCACAUCUGGGUGUCUGGCUGGCGGCUGGCGCAGCAGCUGGCGGCCUUGCGGCAUCGCGGCGGGCUAUAUCUCUGGCUCGCUCGCCCCGAGUCUCGAACAUCCACACCAAGAAUGACGACCUGGAUCCAGUGUCCCGGCGACGCGUGGGGGAGCAACCGCGGGCACAAAUGCUGCCCCUUCAAACUACCAGACGGGCGCGUCAUCUGCCAGUUCUGUCGCCUCCAAGUGUAACCCGCCAUACCGCCUCCGACCCGACCUCGUAAUCUCGCGCCUAGACGCACGCGCAUACAAUGUAGCCCUUCUG
Molecule: messenger RNA, 651 nt
Organism: Cutaneotrichosporon oleaginosum
Lineage: Eukaryota; Fungi; Basidiomycota; Tremellomycetes; Trichosporonales; Trichosporonaceae
Source: RefSeq, a predicted model, not a curated record